This is a messenger RNA of Chanos chanos (milkfish), 3354 nucleotides long. RefSeq names its product protein sel-1 homolog 3. The record is from RefSeq and is a predicted model, not a curated record. Gene Ontology annotation, molecular function: protein binding. Lineage: Eukaryota; Metazoa; Chordata; Actinopteri; Gonorynchiformes; Chanidae. The transcript has 24 exons. The coding region runs from base 1 to 3354 and encodes 1117 amino acids.
AUGAAAGUUCUGGAGAGUUUUCAGUGUGAGCUCCUGACAUACACUAUCACGUCUCCAUCACCAUCUACAGAAGAGAUUAUACAUGGUGACUUUGUGCAGUUUGACUUUGCCCCUGAUGUUGUGGUGGAUGGCUCAAGCGUUCAGUUGCAGUACCAGUGCUCCAGAGCCUGUGAGAUCCAGUUGGAAGUGUUGCUCUCAACGGUGCAGAGUACCGGUGUGAAGGUCUUCAGGAAAAGAUGGACCAACCUCAGACGUCUGGGGAAACCAAAGACUCUAACGGUGGCACUUGCCUUUCCAGCAUGUGUAACCUACAGGAGAGACUUUUUUGUCAGACAGUCGGUGGAUGUACGAGAUGUCAUGCUGAGGGCCUGGUUGAACCAUCUUGACAGAGUUAAAAGUGGAGAUGAAAACAGCUCUGAUUAUCACAGAUCUCUGGUCCGAACAUUCAAAAUCCUCCAGACAGUUCCACCCUCCGAGCGCCCUGUAAAACCACGCACCAGAUGUCCAGCCUGGGAUGCAGAGCUGACGUGGAAAUUGACUAAAGACAGAGUGCGACAGUGCCCUCACGAAUCAGAUACAGUGGACCUAUUGACAUUUCCUUUUGUCAGCACCGGGGAGAACUUUGGCGUCAUUCGCACCUUCAAGUCUUUCAUUAACCGGGAUCUUGAGAGAGUUCGCAUCUUUACCGCAGACAAACCCAGAGUGACGGUGUCUGUGUGGAUGUACCUGCUGGACUGGUGUAGCGGCAAUCUGUGUGGGAUCGUCAAACACUUGAAUGAGCAUCAGAACUACACCACUCCUCUUAUAAUGCUGACAAACACAGGCAAAUUGGUGGUUCAGGCCCGUUUUGCAUCUGGUGAAGAACACGCGUUCACAGUUCAUGCAGCCCUCCCUCUUCGGACAUGGAUCCGACUGGACUGCUUCAUCCAAGUUUCAAAGGCAAACAUCAAAAUACAUUAUACUGCACUCACAGGGGGAACAGUGGAGACAUCACACACUUACAAUUUUCAGAAAUCACUCCACCACAACGACACCACGGGCUAUUUCGUGAUUGGAGGGGACAAGUACAUGACUGGGAUUCAUGGCUACUUUGGACCAAUCAAAUACUAUCGUCUCGGAUCUGACAAGGUUGUAAACCCUCUGGCUCCCAGACAGACACUUGAGGAGUUAGACAGGGUCCAGCAGGGUUGUGAGAACAUGAGGGAGGUCAUAGUCGGCUUUCUGGAGGAGCAGAGAAAAAACGGAGACGUCGGAGUAGAAGAUGUAUGUCUGUCAUAUUAUGAAGAUUUAAGAAAAAAGUUUGGUCAAAAGAUGUGCAAGCAAACAUGGACUUGGGAGCAGCAAAGGAAACAUGGUCCGAUGCUGAAAUUCCUGCACUCUCAACAAGACAAACUGAACUCAGGCCUAUGGAGCAGCACCAUGGCUUUGCGAUUUGGCCAGCGUCUGUUUGAUGAUGCAGUGAGGCAGAUGACCAGAGCUGCAGCGGUGACAGGGCUGGAGCCCACGUUCACCUCCUGGACAGAGAUGCUUCAGGUGGCCUCCUGCUGGGGUCACGACAGGGCCUCACUCUUACUUGCUACCACUCACCUGGCUGGCCUUGGGGUCCCUGUGGACUGGGAGCAGGGUCACGUUUACAGUUUGAUUGGUGCCGUGAGGGAUGACCGCCUGGCACUCCUGCAUCUGGGCUACAAGCACAUGCAGGGAUUGGAUGGCUUCCCCAAAGACUAUGACAUGGCUUAUGGUUACUAUGCCAACGUGGGCAGACAGACGAGCAUUGACCGUGAAAAAGUCCAGGACUCCAGGCAAUAUAUGACAGAGCACGUUCACCUGAGCAAUGAGGAGGAGGUUCAGAACCAGAUGUCUGAGACGGGUGACGUGGUCCAGUACCUCAAACUGCAGGCCGAGAGAGGGGAUAUCGAAUCUCAGAAAACACUGGCAAGGAUGCUGUUCUGGGGCCAAAACGGUGUGACAAAAGACAUCGCUGCAGCUGUACAGUGGUAUGCCAGAGGUGCCAUGCAAAUGACUGACCCCAUCGCCAUGUAUGACUAUGCCAUUCUGUUACUGAAGGGAACAGGUGUGAAGAAGAACACAACCCUUGGACUGAAGCUUAUGGAGAAGGCUGCUGCCAUGGGUUUUGGAGAUGCUCUGAAUGGUCUUGGCUGGUACUAUAGCACAAUCAGGAAGAAUGAGACAAAAGCGAUGGAAUACUUUGAGCUAGCAGCUCAAAACGGCAGCCGUGAUGGCAUCUUUAAUCUGGGUGUGUACCAUCUGAGAGGGCUUAACCCACACAAGCCUGGGAAGAAUGAGACAGCUGCGUUUCACUGCUUCUUUCAAUCAGCGCAGUAUGGACAUGUAGAGGGUGCAGUGGAGGCUGCCUCCUACCUGUCCACGGGAGCCCUGUUUGGUGUGUCCAGAGACCCGUUAAAAGCUGUGAUUUUGCUUAAAAACAUCUGUGAGCGGAACGGCUUUCUGGGUUUUACCGUUAGAGAGGCUCUGAAAACAUACAUGCAAGGCUCAUGGGAGGAGGCUCUAGUGAAGUAUGCAAUGCUAGCAGAGACAGGACUUGGCGUGGCUCAGAACAAUGCUGCUCACCUCUGUGAGGAGCUGAAAGAUGACAAUGGCUGUCAGUGGAGAUAUCAUAAUUAUUCUACAUAUAAUCAUGCUCCACAUCCCUCUGGUUUACUGAAGAUGGGAGAUCGUUACUGUCAGAGUGAGGGAUCUGGUGAUAUGGUUCUAGCUGUAGAAAUGUACAGCAGAGCAGCACUGGCUGGCAGCCCUGAGGCAUUGUAUAACCUGGCUGUGUUGACUGAAGAUGGAUACGAGGUUCCAGAGAACAUUCUAGAACUAAUGCAGAUUUCUGCCCAGAAGAAGCAGGAUCGGAGUGAAGUUGUGGAGAAACUCUUACUAAGAUGCAUAGAGUUUGAGGAUGAAGAGAACAUCAGCCCAUGUUCACUAGCCCUGUUAAGAAUCCAGAUGAGGAAAGCAUGGAGUGACUUUACUCAGAGUACAGUCCAACUGGCACUGGCUUCUGGAAUCAUCUGCUUCGUCAUCAUCGUUGUAGCGAUUGCUAUGCUGCACAGUCUGUUGGCUCACCAGUCCACUCCGGCUAACCACUUGUCAGAGGAGCUGAGGGAUCAUCAAGCUGUCAAUCAUGGGGUCCAAGAAAAUGGAUUGGAGAACAGCACCCAUGAAGGCAGGCCUCAGGUUAUUCAGGAUGCCUCCGUGAACAGAAACAUUCGAGUCAGCAUAACAGAAAUGACCAGAACACUGCAGGAGACAGCAGACCUGUUUAUUACGGCAACAGGAGUGUGUUUGUGUGCUCUGUGUACAAUAUUCUUGUCCCAUCUGCUCUGA